AGAGAAGCCCUGACGUCACGUGACCGCCUCUUACUCCCGAAAACCAUCAUUUGAGGAAUAACGUAACAUCUUUGUGUCUCAGCAGCGCCGGAUCUGUUUCAUCCCUCUCUGUUUUCAUGCCAAUGAAUCCAUAGGAUGCUGUUUAAGAGACCGGAGGGAUUCUAGCCACAUUUUAUUGGACUAAACAGGAGUUUGGUUUUGAGCUGAGAUUGAAGUCUGUGCACCUGUUUGUGAAGGAGAACACUGAGCAGUCAUCAUGGCAGAAAACAACUUCCCUCCCCUGCCAAGAUUCAUCCCACUCAGGCCAUGUUUUUACCAAGACUUCAAUGAGAUCCCGGACCAGCGUCGCACCAUGUGCAAGAGGCUCUAUUACCUGUGGAUCUUGAACGCUGCCACACUGGCUGUUAAUCUGAUUGGCUGUCUGGCGUGGAUGUGCGGAGGCGGCGGGGCGGCCAACUUCGGCAUGGCCUUCCUGUGGCUCAUCCUCUUCACCCCCUGCUCCUACGUGUGCUGGUUCAGGCCCAUCUACAAGGCCUUCAAGACCGACAGCUCGUUCAACUUCAUGGCUUUCUUCUUCGUCUUCAUGGCUCAGGUGGUGAUCAGUAUCAUCCAGACGGUUGGCAUUCCCGGUUGGGGAGUGUGUGGCUGGCUGGCUACCAUCACCUUCUUCAGCACCAACAUCGGCUCAGCGGUGGUCAUGUUGAUUCCCACCAUCAUGUUUACUGCCGUGGCUGUGCUCUCCUUCAUCGCCCUCACAAAGGUUCAUAACUUCUACCGUGGAAGUGGUGGCAGCCUGGGUAAGGCCCAGGAGGAGUGGGCCACCGGGGCCUGGAAGAACCCCCACGUCCAACAAGCAGCUCAGCAGGCGGCCAUGGGAGCCGCACAGGGAGCCAUGCAGCAGAACCAGAACCAGUACUCAGCAGCUCCCACCUACAACUACGACGACCCGAUGUAGGACAGAGGAGGGGGGCCGGGCUGCCGUGUGGGAGAGAUGAAAAGGGAUCAAUUAAGAACACAAUUCAGAAUUAGGUGCCCUUCAUUGUAACACUGUACAAGCUGAAUUCAAACAGAAAGUCAUGUUUGUGGUGAAAGUGUCUUUUUAUUGAAUUCUGACACACAUGGGAGUUAAUCUUUAAGCUCAGUUCACAUUUAAAUCAGCAGCAAGUUAUUAAAAAGCUGUUGUUUGUUUUGUUUUUUGUUUUUUAAAAUCUCUUAUGCUGCUCAAUCCCAGCUGGGCAAUGUGUGUGUUGCUUUCCAACGGAGACACAUCACAUAGCUAAAACCACUACCCUGAGCUUCAUCAUUUUAUUCAGGUUGGUUCGUCUGAGUGACUUCUCUGCCUCUGCCUGUGUCACACUUUUAAAACAUCUUUUAAUGAACAUUAAUGUGUUUUUUUAGUAUACUGGUACUAGUAGAGUGUUUACUUUAAUCAGCCUUGAAGGUCACCAAAUGCUCAAACAUUUCCCCCUCAGUUGAUGCACUGUAGUCGCUCGCUUCUCAAGCUGACAAGUUCUAAUGAUUUCCCAUUAAAAGAAUGGUUUUGAUAAUAUGAGAUACAUGAAAUGCUAGCCAAGAGGUUCAUUUUCUUUUUCUUAAUCUUCAUGUAAACUUUGGUACUUUUUUGUUGGAAGAAACAAACAUGAACACGGCCAAAAGAAUCAGAAUCAGGAUUUAGAGCUUGAAGAUUAUAAAGCUUGACAAGAAUGUGAAUUUAAAAAUUCUGACAUUAUUCUGCUACAACAUAAUUCGAAUCAGAAGACAUUUGCUGCUUCAGCAACACCUUACAAUAAGGGACACAAGGAUCUGAGUAGUUGCUUGGAUAGGAAUGAGGAACCAACUGCUAGCUAACCAUUAGUAACGUCAGCAGUGGCAUUAUCCAAUUUUAUAUAAUAGCUAAUGAUUGGCUACUGAUUACUUAAUUAAAGCAACUCUAUAUAUGUCUAAUAGAGGAUAAUGAUGUGUUAAUAGCAAACAAUUUUGGAUCACGUCGACCACUUUCUUCAGGAUCGGCUCCAGGUUCAUGGCAGAAACUCGAAGAACUUGUUCAUUACUAAUUACUCAAAUGUUAUUACUGUUUACUAAGUAGUCCGUCUUUACUUCUUCAUUCUCUUUAUUUAGUUUCCUUCAUGGGUACCUGUCCAUUAGUCAAUAAGGUCUACUUUCCCCUUUCAAUCCUUACUCACUGUAAUUAAGUAAGUUAGUUAAUCAUUAGCUACUCUACACUGGAUUAGGCAACUCAUUAAUUAGCAGUUAGUUCCUAAUUUCUUCCCCAGUAACUACUGAAAAUGUUUUGUCCCUUAAGUGUUUCCCGCAGUUUCUCGCAGAAUAUGUAUCAGGCAGGUAUUUCACAGCUCAGUUCGUGAAGAUAUGACAUCCCAGUCAAAACAUUAAGCAGUUUGUGUUUUGGUGACCGGGUUGUUUUUGUUUGUUUGUUUUUGUACUGAUCAGAAGUCACUAUGCGUGAAAAAGUGAACCUUUACGUUUUAUUCUAAUCUUUUACAUUGAGUGAUAGCUGGUUUAAACUCUACCUGUGAAGCCCUUUAAGUGUCAGCGUAUUUGUUCCUCUGUCUCCAUUUGGGGUGUUCGGUUUUCUUCCGUUUCACACUGGUCAUGUGAUUAGCAGGUUGAUUUCAGUGAAAUAAAUUAUUACAUGUUCAAGUGAAGCACAUGCAGUAUUUAGGGUUGCUAUUCAUUGGAUAAAACAUUCCAAAUCGACGUUGUACAGGUUAAAAUUGAGAGGAAGCCAAAACACUCGCAGUUUGGGCACACAGUUGAUAUUAAUAAUCAUUGUUGUAGGUGGUCAUAGCAUUGUAUGAAGUGAUGGAUGUCUUCCCCUUUUUUGGCAAAUUCUCCCACUCACCCCCUAACUACAUGUACAUGCUUAAAUGACUACUUGUUUCUGAAGCGCUGGGCUUCAGGCCUUAGUGUGUCAUUCUGUGGCUGUUGGUGUUAUUCUAUGAGUAGGUGUGACAUGAUAUUUAUAUAAAAGAAAAUAGAAUAUAAAAUAAUUCAAGCCAAUAAAUGAAAGCGAGGACAUUCGUGCGUAGCCUCUUCUGAGGCCUUUGCGGUGUCAUGCUGAUUUCAGUGGAGAGAUUUCUGCCUCGUGUCACUCACGUCUUCAGGAUUCAAUAGGUGGUUAUUUCAGUAAUACAGUAUUAGAUUUGAAACAGAUGUGAAGAUAUGUAUCUGAAUGCUCGUUAUUUCAAAACCUGUGAGUCGUCUUGUCUGAUUGUGAUGCUGUGGUAUUCUAUAGGCUAUUUGUUGUUUUACUUUUCUUUUUUUUUUUUUUUUUGUACUGCCCUAUUUUGUGUACUUUGGAUGACGUGUGGAUGAGUUUGAAGCACAUGUUCGUUGUGUCCUUCCAUGGCUGUGGGUAACAGGAUUUAGUCUUUUUUUUUUAAUUAUACUUUAUUAAAUGUAAUAUUUGCACUUGUUGACAUCAGUGCAAACUACAUUCACAGUGAAUCACAGUGGAGCAAUAUUAACAAAAAAAACAAAAAAAACACUGAACACUGGAAUUAUUCAGAUCAAGGCAGGUCCUGUUGUGCAGGCUUCAAAUAAAGUAACGACCAUUUUUAAAUAACGGGCCUGUUUCCAAGCUGGACACCACUAGUAAAACUUAACAACUGCGUAACAUUUUCACCAGCAGAUGCAUUUACAGUAGUUAUGAAGUUUAACCCUGUAAACUGUAACAUACACAUGCUCAUCUGUUAGUUAAUGCACAAAGUUUAGCUGAUCGGUUCCUUGGUAAAGUGUAAAGUACGCACAAAGACGAACAAACAAGCUACUUUUCUCUGUAUGUUGUAAGUUUUCCUGGUCUAUGGUGGGUUUCUGGAUCAGUCCAGUCUUUUCGCCAUAUGUACAUACAGCACAGUUAGUGUGAUUAUUGGAAUUACAGCUGUAUAGUUAUUGUGUAGCAGGAACUGCAGUGUUCACACUCUGCUGUAUCAAAGCUUCUGAAAGCCAUCUCCCAUCAACUCCCCCCCAUCUUCCCACAUGUACUGUAUGUUGUUUGAUAUGUAUGAUCAUGUACUAUAUCAUAACUAGAUAUAAAUAUAUAAUUACUUGAGGUGAGGUAAAUAUUUGCCAUGGACAAACACAUUCAGUAGAAACAUGCUCUUAUUAGGCGAGUGAGAUGUUUGAGGAGGCUGUGUCUCCAUGACUGAAGUAAAAUGAGGAAUACAUUUUUGUGUAUUACUUUUGUAUUAUUUGGUCUUACCCUGAUAGAUAUUAAACAGUUCUUGUUGCA
Messenger RNA from Acanthopagrus latus (yellowfin seabream), 4249 nucleotides. RefSeq names its product secretory carrier membrane protein 5a (gene scamp5a). Lineage: Eukaryota; Metazoa; Chordata; Actinopteri; Spariformes; Sparidae. The transcript has 7 exons. The record is from RefSeq and is a predicted model, not a curated record. Bases 257 to 955 code for a protein of 232 amino acids. Gene Ontology annotation, biological process: protein transport. Gene Ontology annotation, cellular component: trans-Golgi network membrane; recycling endosome membrane.